AUGGAUUUGUACACUAUUUGUUUGUGGACAGGAAUAGCUAUUUUUGCAGUUAAGCUAUUCGAACUGUACAAAAGAUUAGCCCCAUAUUUCACUGCACCAGUUGAUGUUAACGAAAGAUAUAUCAAAGGAAAAAAAGACGUAUGGGCAGUUGUUACCGGUGCUAGCGAAGGUGCUGGAAGAGAUUGGGCAAUUGAAUUAAGUAAAAGAGGCUUUAACAUUAUUCUUAUAGCAAGAACAGUCUCUAAACUUGAAAAAGUAGCUUAAGAACUUAACCCAGCAGUAAAAAGCAAAAUUCUGCCUAAAGAUUUUUCAAAAUGUGAUGACGAGCAAUUCGCUCUUGAGCUGAAAAAAGACUUGUAAGAUUUUAACAUAGCAGCCUUGGUGAACAACGUAGGAGUUAUUGAUGUUGAGCGCUUUGAAAAAAUCUCUGCUUAAACUAUUGCUAACCAUAUUAAGAUUAAUAUGAUAAGUAUGUCGGUUAUGGUUUCUAUCCUUUAUGAAAAAUUGUAUUAAGAUGCUAAGAAAGAUAAUAGAAAAUCAAUAAUUAUAAAUAUGAGUUCUUUUUCUGCUGAAAAUCAUUCUGCAUUUUAUUAAAUAUACUCUUCAACUAAAAAGUACAUUCUCCAUUUUACAACUAUUUUAGAUAAAACAUAUAAACUUCACUAAGAUGAUUUCAAAGACUAUGUUGAUAUUUUAGCUAUUCGUCCCUACUUUAUUAAAACAUAGAUGGUUAACUUUAAAUCUCUUCCCUUCACUGUGACUACUGAAUAGUUCUAAAAGGGAGUUUUUAGUAUAAUUGGAAAAACCAAUCAUGCAAGCGGUACAGCAAUACACGAAUUGUACUCGUUCAUAAGCGGCUUGGUUCCUAAGUAUUUAUUAGAUUUUGCUAUGCCUCACAUAACUUGGAAUCUAGUUGUUUAAUUAGGGUUUUAAAAAAAAGAUAAUUGA
Tetrahymena thermophila SB210 is the source of this 948-nucleotide messenger RNA. RefSeq names its product oxidoreductase, short chain dehydrogenase/reductase family protein. The record is from RefSeq and is a predicted model, not a curated record. NCBI's taxonomy places the organism in Eukaryota, Ciliophora, Oligohymenophorea, Hymenostomatida, Tetrahymenidae. Gene Ontology annotation, biological process: fatty acid elongation. Gene Ontology annotation, cellular component: endoplasmic reticulum. The transcript is spliced from 2 exons.